AUGGCAAGCACUGAAGCCUGGGUUGGGACCUGGAGGCCCCACAAGCCAAGAGGGCCCAUAGCUGCCCUCUAUGGCAGCCCAGGGCCCAAGUAUGCACUGCCUGGACUCACAGGUAUUACUCACCAUGACCCUACUAAAUACAAAGCACCAAUGUUCAGCUUUGGAACUCGUCAUGAUGAGGCCAAUUUUACCUCCUCGCCUGGACCAAGAUACCUCGUCCCAUCCAAUAUCACCAGAGCGGGCCGAGAUGGCACCCCUGCAUUUUCACUCCACAGCCGUCCAAAGGAUCCCAGAGUGUUCCAGGUUCCUGGACCAGGCCACUACUCCCCAGAGCGUUCAGGAAAGUCAGUUUUGCGCUCUUCUCCUGCUUAUUCUCUAGCUGCGAGGAGCAAAGACAGCGCUAAUAGCCAAGUGCCAGGUCCAGCGUCCUACAGUCUGCCACCUAUGCUGGGACCCAAAACUGUGGUCACACCUGCAGCACCCACUUACUCUCUCUGUGGCCGCAGCAAAACUGGGAGCUUCGCAGAGGACUUGAAGAAGACUCCAGGCCCUGCAGCCUACAGAGUUGUGGACCCUUGUAUUUACAGGUCAAAACCUCCCCAGUUCAGCAUGACGGGCCGCAACUUCACGCCUGGUGAAACCACAAGGAAACCGGGACCUGGAGCACACUUCCCUGAGCGGGUGACCUUCACAAGAACAAAAGCUCCAAGCUUCUCUUUUGGAUUGCGUCACUCUGAAUACACUGUACCCCUCAUUUCAGAUAUGGGGGAUUAA
Messenger RNA from Scomber scombrus (Atlantic mackerel), 774 nucleotides. RefSeq names its product ciliary microtubule associated protein 1B (gene cimap1b). NCBI's taxonomy places the organism in Eukaryota, Metazoa, Chordata, Actinopteri, Scombriformes, Scombridae. Bases 1 to 774 code for a protein of 257 amino acids. The record is from RefSeq and is a predicted model, not a curated record. The transcript has 6 exons. Gene Ontology annotation, cellular component: cytoskeleton.